Danio aesculapii is the source of this 3816-nucleotide messenger RNA. It is a transcript of the gene tent5ba, whose product is annotated as terminal nucleotidyltransferase 5ba. Gene Ontology annotation, molecular function: poly(A) RNA polymerase activity; RNA binding. Gene Ontology annotation, biological process: mRNA stabilization. The transcript is spliced from 2 exons. The record is from RefSeq and is a predicted model, not a curated record. Lineage: Eukaryota; Metazoa; Chordata; Actinopteri; Cypriniformes; Danionidae. The coding region runs from base 249 to 1430 and encodes 393 amino acids.
CUGUCUAGUUGGAUGUGCGUGAAUUGGGAAUAGUGAAUCAGGAGCGCAACUGGAUGACCUCACGAACCGCGUCCAUUUAUAUAUAUAUAAAUAUCUGAUAAAGAGAGCAACUGUGAAACAACUCAGCUUUUCACAUUUCGGAUCUGCGAAGGAAGUUCAUCUGCUGGAAGGAGAUCGACAUCUGCGCAGAAGACGACCAGAAGUUUUUGAGAUUUUUUUUUUUAAAGCUGGUUGUUCUUUCCAUCGCCAUGUCCUCCGGUGAUGUGACAGAGCAGUGUCGGCGGUUUUGCGUGUUGUCUUGGGAGCAGGUGCAACGUUUGGACUCUAUUCUCGGAGAGACGGUUCCAGUACACGGACGUGGAAACUUCCCGACGCUUUCGGUGCAGCCGCGACAGAUUGUUCAGGUGGUUCGAGCACGUUUGGAGGAGCGAGGGAUCACGGUUCGAGAUGUUAGGCUAAACGGUUCAGCUGCCAGUCACGUUCUGCACCAGGACACGGGCCUCGGAUACAAAGACUUGGACCUGAUAUUUGGUGUUUCACUGUCAGACGACCAGGCUUUCCGUGUGGUGAAGGAUGUGGUUCUCGACAGCCUGCUGGACUUCCUACCUGAAGGCGUCAGCAAAGAGCGAAUCUCAGCACUGACUCUGAAAGAGGCUUAUGUGCAGAAACUGGUGAAGGUGUGCAACGACACCGACCGCUGGAGCCUCAUCUCGCUUUCCAACAACACAGGCAAGAACGUCGAGCUCAAGUUUGUAGACUCUCUAAGACGGCAGUUUGAGUUCAGUGUGGACUCUUUCCAGAUAGUCUUGGACUCUCUUCUUCUGUUCGACCGUUGUUCGGAGACGCCCAUGUCGGAGUGUUUCCAUCCUACAGUUUUGGGCGAGAGCAUGUACGGGGACUUCGAGGAAGCUCUCGGCCAUCUGUGCAACAAGGCCAUCGCUACACGAAACCCUGAAGAAAUUCGCGGCGGCGGCCUCUUAAAAUACUGCCACCUUUUAGUGCGAGGAUUUCGUCCCACUUCCGAAUCGGAGAUGAAAUCGCUCCAGCGGUAUAUGUGCUCUCGGUUCUUCAUUGACUUUCCAGACAUCGGGGAGCAGCAGCGAAAACUGGAGGCGUACCUGCAGAAUCACUUUGCCGGAAUGGAGCACAAACGGUACGACUGUUUGGUCACGUUAUAUCACGUGGUCAAUGAGAGUACUGUAUGCUUAAUGGGACACGAGCGACGGCAGACUUUAAAUCUUAUCUCAAUGCUGGCGCUAAGGGUGCUCGCCGAACAGAACGCCAUCCCUACAGUUACCAACGUCACAUGUUAUUACCAGCCGGCGCCGUACGUGCGAGACAUCAACUUCAGUAACUACUACAUCGCUCACGUGCAGCCGCUGGUUCAUACAUGCAGUAGUUCCUAUCCGACGUGGCUGCCCUGCAACUGACACAGUCGACAUCAGCUCUCCUACAUCUCCAUGUGCUGGAAAUGAUAUGCAAGCAAGUGAAUAUAUAAACGUUUUUUUUUCCAUACUCAAAAAAAAAAAGGGACGUUCUGGAGGAGCUUUUUUUUAAACAAUGUCAAUAGAGCAUUCUUGGGACAGCGUCAAAAUUGGGAAGACUAAUUCUUACCACUGGUUAUCUUUUUAUUCGUUAAUUGUUUUGUAUGACAAUGUCACAGCCCAAAAUUAGGAAUGUUCCGAUCAAUCAGCCGAAGAACGGUAUCGGCCGAUAAUCACAUUUCAUGACUCCAUCGGUACUCACUAAUCUGGCCGAUCUCAUGAACCGAUCGCAGGUGUUUGUUUAAGAGUUUACAAGCAGAGGAAGACGCAUGUGUAUAUUAUACAUAUCCUACAGCAGCCACAUGUUUAUAUAUGGAGCCAGAUCUUAAAAAUAAUACAUUUACAAAAUAAAAAUCAUACAUCCACAACACCAUUCACAUUUACAAAAUCCAAUUUGUAAAUUCAAAACACGUUUCAACAAUACACAAAAUCCAAUUCAUUAAUUAAAAAAAGCGAUUCAAAAAUUCACAAAUCAAAUUUGUAAAUAUGAAAAAAUAUUUUUAAAAAUAUGCAAAUUCAAAUCAUAAAUUCAAAACACGAUUCAAAAAUACACAAAUGCAAUUCGUAAAUUCAAAACACGAUUAAAAAAUACACAAAUUCAAUUCGUAAAUUCAAAAGUACACAAAUCCAAUUCGGAAAUUCAAAACACGAUUCAUAAAUAUGCAAAUCCAAUUUGUAAAUUCAAAACACGAUUUAUAAAUAUGCAAAUCCAAUUCGUAAAUUCAAAACACGAUUUAUAAAUAUGCAAAUCCAAUUCGUAAAUUCAAAACACGAUUCAUAAAUACACAAACCCAAUUCGUAAAUUCAAAACACGAUUAAAAAAUACACAAAAAUAAAUUCGUAAAUUCAAAACACGAUUCAUAAAUAUGCAAAUCCAAUUUGUAAAUUCAAAACACGAUUCAUAAAUAUGCAAAUCCAAUUCGUAAAUUCAAAACACGAUUCAAAAAUACGCAAAUACAAGUCAUAAAUUCAAAACACGAUUAAAAAAUAUGCAAAUCCAAUUCGUAAAUUCAAAACACGAUUCAUAAAUAUGCAAAUCCAAUUCGUAAAUUCAAAACACGAUUCAAAAAUACGCAAAUACAAUUCGUAAAUUCAAAACACAAUUAAAAAAUACACAUUCAAUUUGUAAAUUCAAAACACGAUUCAAAAAUACACAAAUCCAAUUCGUAAAUUCAAAACACAAUUAAAAAAUACACAUUCAAUUUGUAAAUUCAAAACACGAUUCAUAAAUAUGAAAAUCCAAUUCAGUGAAAAUAUUUAUGAUUUUUACUUGUAUUCACGAAUUGUGUUUACAGAUGUACUGUGCAUAUAUCAAUUUUAGUUUGUAAAUGUAUUAUUUUUCAGACUGAUCUGGCUCCAUAUUUAUACAGUUUAAAAGUGCUUCUGUCUUCUGUUCACAUCUAAAUGAUUAUAACAGACAUGUUUAAGAUAUUAUAUGCGGCAUCUUUCAGUUAUUUUCUUAGGUAAGACGAGAUCUACUCUUAAGGUUCAUACUUUGCUUAAUGUAUUAUAAAGCUUGAAGCAUUAGAAUCGGUACUCCGUAUCGGCCGAUCACCAUGAAAAGGAAUCGGCACUCGGUAUCGCCUGCAAAAAUCCUGAUCAGAGCAUCCCUACCAAAAAUAUUAGUAAAUUCAAUUAAAAUAUUUUUAAAGAUAAGUGUGCAGUUUACAUAGUUCAAGUAUUGUUGAGGUGUUUCCCCAUUAAUUAAAACACCCCGUAAAUAUAAUAAAGUGAAUUCUGGAAUUUGUCUUCCGGGUUUUGAUGCCUCGACUGUAGCACUCUAUUGUUCUUGUGCUAAAUGUGACGUAUAUUAGAAUGACUGUUCACUGCUGUAUGUCUGAUUUGAGCCUAUUCUUACGUAUUCUGUGAGCGAAGAUCUUUUUCACAUGUAGCAGGAAAAAAAAACACUUUGGUUUUUUUUUUCUCUCUCAAAGUCAUGAUAGAUUCAGUUAAACUGUUGCAGGUUAUGUAAGUGGGGAGAGAAGGCCGUGUUCUGUAUUGUGAAGCUAUAUGUUUUUUUUUUUUUUUCCCAGACUGUGGUUUCAAUCAACCUCUGUUUUACUUGUUUUUUUUUAAGGACCAAAGAUAUUUUAUUUUCGUUGUUAAGAAAGGAAUGUUUGCUGUUGUAAUUCCAAGUGCCUAAAAACAUUGUACAAAAAAGUGAGACCUGUGCUCUCUAAAAAACGUUUUCUGUCUCCUUGUUAAUUGUAAAACUCUAUUUUCAGGGAUGGAGGCAUGUAUUUCCAUGUGAUUAAAAAAAGCACAAAACUCA